Messenger RNA from Bradysia coprophila, 5645 nucleotides. It is a transcript of the gene SppL, whose product is annotated as signal peptide peptidase-like protein. Lineage: Eukaryota; Metazoa; Arthropoda; Insecta; Diptera; Sciaridae. The record is from RefSeq and is a predicted model, not a curated record. Gene Ontology annotation, molecular function: aspartic endopeptidase activity, intramembrane cleaving. Gene Ontology annotation, cellular component: lumenal side of endoplasmic reticulum membrane; cytoplasmic side of endoplasmic reticulum membrane; Golgi-associated vesicle membrane. Gene Ontology annotation, biological process: membrane protein proteolysis.
AUCACUGAAUCGAAUAUGGCGUCAUGAGUUUUUUGAGGUUUUCGAUGGAUAUCAAAUCAUCCGCCUGAAAAAUGCAUUUUGAACCAAACUCUCACAACAAAUAAUUCCAGUUUACAGUUUCUGGUGAUCUGAUCAGUGAUCUGUGAUUGAAUAUCGAAUACAAAUGUGGUGUUAAAAUUGGAUUGUGCCCAAAAUCCAAACAUAUUUGGAAGUGUUCUUCAAACAAAAUUUUUUUUGUUUUCUUUUUUUUUCGCGACACUAAUUUCAACAAUUGAAACAGAUCGAAAAGUUAACCGUACGGCUGAAAGGUCUCAUCGCCCAUUGAGACCAUUAAAAAAAUCACCAACAAUUGGGUGGUAGGGCGCGAUGUCACAAGGAGCUGGGCCGGCUGGUACGACAGAAUUUCGUGAAUAUCAGUGGGCCUACUCAAUCAUGGACUCAUCGCGCGUCUCAACAUGCUUGAUAUCGAUGCUAUUGAUUGUGUACGGCAGCUUUCGCAGUUUGAAUAUGGAACAGGAGGCACGCGAACGGGAACAGAAGAAACGGCAAAGCGAUUCGCUGAACAAUCUCAUAACCGGCGAACCGGUUUCGAUUGAACAAAGCGUCGCAGAUAAAUUUGCAACCCUGGACACAAUGCACGCACUGUGUUUGCCGCUUGGAGCGUCUAUUUCGCUGUUGGUAAUGUUCUUCUUCUUCGAUUCGAUGCAAAUGCUGUUCGCUGUUUGUACUGCAAUAAUCGCAACAGUGGCUCUAGCCUUCCUUCUGUUGCCAAUGUGUCAAUACAUAAUUCGUCCGUGUUCAGAUGGGAACGGUAAUCGGAUAUCAUUUGGCGUUUGCGGACGAUUCACUUCGGCAGAGCUUUUCAGUUUUUCGCUAGCUCUGUCGAUCGUGUGCAUAUGGGUGCUGACUGGUCACUGGCUUCUUAUGGACGCCAUGGGCAUGGGACUGUGUGUCGCUUUUAUCGCCUUUGUGCGCUUACCAUCGUUGAAAGUGUCCACAUUACUGCUCACCGGGCUACUGUUAUACGACGUAUUUUGGGUGUUCUUUUCGUCAUACAUAUUCAGCACAAAUGUAAUGGUGAAAGUAGCUACUCGACCUGCCGAUAAUCCAGUUGGACUGGUUGCCCGAAAAUUAAACAUAGGAAUGGUCAAAGAGCCACCGAAACUGAAUUUACCGGGAAAGUUAGUGUUUCCAAGCUUACACAACAGCGGACAUUUUUCCAUGCUGGGACUGGGAGACAUUGUGAUGCCAGGACUGUUGUUGUGCUUUGUGUUAAGAUACGAUGCGUACAAGAAAUCGCAGGGCACUCUAGUCGAUGCUGGAGUACCGGUACCGAAGGGAGUUGGAUCUCGACUUACAUAUUUUCAUUGUUCUCUAUUAGGUUAUUUUUUGGGUCUUCUUACUGCCACAGUAAGUUCUGAAAUAUUUAAGGCAGCUCAACCAGCACUACUUUACUUGGUACCAUUUACUUUACUACCGUUACUGACGAUGGCGUAUUUAAAGGGCGAUUUAAGACGCAUGUGGAGCGAACCAUUCAUAGCGCAGCAGUCCUCAAAACAACUAGAAGUCUGAGCUGAACACUUUAGUUUAAGAUUAAUCUAAUUAGCAUAAAGCAAAUCUAUAUAAGAAACAACAAAGUACUUUUGAAGUGAUUCAAAUUCUAAUUAAAACAAAAAAAAAUGCUGCACCUCCUCCACUUUCAUCCGUGUUCUGAAACGACAUUUAUCACGCAACCAAAAUAAUUAAAAAAAAAAAUUAAAAAAGAAAUUCUAAUGCUAAGUGUAAAACGUUUCCAAUUAAAUUUUGAAUGGUCGAACCAUUUCGUUCUUUUUAAGAAAUUGGAUAGAAUCAAAAUGAGAACGGCCUGAGAAGCUCAUCUAAUAGUUUUAUCAUCCAACCAAAAUUCAUUAUAAUACGCAAUGUUGUAUGUUGUGUAUUUUACCGUACUCAUAGUUAGAAACUGCAAUGGACAAAGAGAUAACUAUUGUAAUGAAUGUGAUGUGGAACUGUUUUUUUUUAGAGAGAUUAGUUCACUGAGAUUCACCUGUGAAUUUUGCGAUGGAUGUAGGAUCCAUUAUAGUUAGUAGCUUAAAAUUCUGAUUUGUAGAUUCUCAGCUGAAAUUGUUUUAGGAUAAAAUUGUCGACAUUGUGAGAGAUAUUGAUUUUAUUUUGGCUCUAAAUUCUUUCUUUCUCCACAUUUGUAAUUUGCGAAUCAUCCAUCCACAAUUUUAUUUAUUUUUAAACGAAGAAAAGUCUAUAAGAAGAGUGAAAUCUCAAUGACAUAGUAGAAUGAAGAGAAAAAGGGUCAUCGUGAUAAAAACAGCAGAAUAAUCAUAGGGAAAUUUGUUGAACAAAAAUAAAAAUAAAUUAUAAUCUGAACCAUUUUGACAGAACAACAACGUAAAAGAAUGAUAGAUCAUGAACAAAUGAACAAAGAUAAUUUAUAUCUAAAUAAAAAACAAAAAAUUGAUUAGACGAUUUACGAAAUGAUAAAAACUUAGUGAUUAUAAAAUUUGUAUUUAAGUAAAAAUUAAUAAAAAAAUUAAAAAAAAAAGAAAAUUGAAUAGCUGCUGUCCCGUCCCAGUAGAAUACAUGUUAUGUCCUCCACGGAGACACUCAAAAAUAGUAAAGUGAUCGGUGUAUGGCCUAUUUUUGGUAGAUUUGUUUUGAAAAAUGAGACAAAGUUUACCAAAAUUUACCAAUAAUAAGUUUCGUCAAUUUUCGAAAAUUUUGGUACAAUUUGGCAAAUUUGUCUGAAUACAAUAGUAGUCCCUGAAUGAAGGAGUUAUUACGCCAAUUAGUUUUUUGGAUUAAUUUUUUUCGACUUUAUCUCCACCGACAUCCAUGUAUACCUAUGGUAGAUAUAAAUCAGCUGAAAAAUUUUUCCUCGGCGUUUCAGCGUGUGUGUUCGACGUCAUCCUUAGACAGGAUUCCAAACAUGACGCAGACGCUGUGUACUAUUGGCCUAUUGAUAAAUUAUUACUGAGAAAUUACUGAAAAUUGACAAAAUCUACCGAAAAUUGACUAAAGGUUACAGAAAAUUAACAAUAAUUUACCGAAAAAGUUUACCGGUAAAUUCAGUAAAUUUUUGUUAAAUUUCGGUAUUUUUCAGUAUUUUCAUUAAAUAAAGAAAUUGCUAAUAAUAGGCCAUGGUUGCAUAUAUGCAUCGAAACGUUUAAGAUCAUUUUUAUACUCCUACAACUUAGGAAUUCAUUGCUGAUGAUGGUUACAAAUCGUAAAAUUCAAGACAAUUGAAGCUCAGUUUUUUUUGUUUGUUUAAAUAACCAAAAUCCAACUACCAACAGGCAUAAUAGGCACACAGUUAUAUAACGUUUCUCCAACAUAUUUCUCGUAAAUGGCGAGAAAAAUUAAAAAUAGCAAAACCUGGACACAGGCUAAGUCUACCCUUAGAAUACCAGAACAUGUUGUGACUUGAACUUGCUUGUAAUGUGAACUGAACUGAAUUGACAUGAAAUGCAUAAAUAUGUUAACGUGACAGGUUACCUGGCAAAUUUGUUUGAAAAUUUUUCAGUUUUCCUGAAAUCUUAUCGAACAGAUCUUUUCCAAGCUAGCUCUUGUUCGCAGACGACCACGUUUAAAAAUAAUCGCUGCUUCGGGAGUAUAUGGAAUACUUGUAUUUUUUCGAUGGAGACAUGGGACAUGCAGUUAGAUGUAUUUAAAAAAAGCAGAUUUAGUUAUAAAUUUAAUUGUAAAACUAACAUUUUUAGCCGUAAGAUUGGUCUUUCGAUUUCUUUUUUUCCAUUUAAAUCGACGAUUUUUUCGACAUCCUUCGAUAUUUUGAUUUCCUUUUAUUUCUCAGUAUAACAUACCUUCACUAUCACAGACAUUUACCAUGACGAAAAAUUUAGAUUACAAGAAGUGACUCGUAAACAUAUGGUCUGAUGUGAGUGAUUUGCUAAAGAUGGUUCGAAUAUUUCUAAUUUACGGAAGCAAAAUUAACAAAGGUGAAGAGAUCCUAAGACGAAAAUGAGUUGUCUUCUGUUUGACUGAAUUGACUGAUUAAAAUCAAAUGCCCGACUUCGGUGAUUCGUCCCGAAAUAGGCGAAAUGAAUUUAACAAAAAAGAACAUAGGCAAACUAGGCAAACAUUUGAACUUAUGACAAUCAAAAUCACUUCAGACUAUUACUGGCAUUGUCAAUAAUAUUGAGCAUAUACUUGUGCAAUGUAUUUCUUACGCCACAAUCGACUGUAUGUGCUAAUACAAAAUUUGCAUUUAAAGUGGUAAAUUUUCACUAGGGCGAUCAUGACCAGUGUUCUUCGCGUCAUCUAAAACUAUUUCCAUUAAAGUACAGGUUCUGAACUGACAACGCUUAAAAUGGUGGUGUCAAGAGUUCAAAUCAUUUUGUCUUUCUAUUGAAUCUUAAUCGUGUGGUAAUAGUAGAAACUAUCUGGUCAUUUCAUAAAUACAGAGCAGAACAUUAAUUUGAUCAGCGUCUUUCAGUAUGACUGGUAAAUUGUAUCGAGAUAAAUUGACUGAAAAUGAUCAUCAUCACUUUAAGAAAAGCUCAUUCGAUUUUCUUUUAAUUUAAAAAAAAAUUGUUUCUCAUUAAAACACGUCAUUUUUAGUCCAUAGACGUCGCUUCCUUAAUUCAUUGAAAUGCGUAGUGUAUAGUGUAGGCAACAAAACUUGAGGAACUUGAAUAACAAACCCAUUUGAGGAGUAGACGAAUUGCUUCAAAUCCGGGACAAUUUGUGGUAGUUUCAUUUACUAAAAUAUCUGAAAAUUGCCGAAAUUUAUCAAAAAUCUACAGAAAUUUACCGACAAAUAUUUUCGGUAAAUUUUGGUAAAUUCAGUAAAUUGUGGGUAAAUUUCGUAAUUUUACAGUAAAUUGCAUAUGCCCUGCCUCAGUCGUAUACUCUUUAUAUAACGAAAUGCAAUAGUCUUCGACAAGAGCGAAUCCAUAACAACAAAAUUUCGGAUCCGAAAAUUUAAAAUGUUUUUUUUUUGUGUCAUUUGAAAUUAGUCGACAUUCGAUUAAUGGUAUACCAUAGGUAAUAGGCUUAUCAUUUCUUACAAACAUACAGUGUGAUGUGAUGAUAACUUUCUUUGCAUUGCUGAGGCUGCAAACAAACGAAAAAAAAACUGAUUCAUGACCAGGAAGAUCAAGGUUUUUCAUUUCAAUACUUGUAUGCAACGAAUCGCAUUAUAUAAAUACUAGCUUGACAUGUUUGGCUUUCAUCAAUGUGUUUUUGAAUAACUUUAAGUUUGUAGAAUGAUGUUUGAUUGAAAUGCAAAAUAAAAGCAUAGACACACCGCUCGCUCCAUAGCAAAUUUCUCUAAAUUAAGCUUUUAUGUUCCUAUAGACCGAACAAAGAGAACAAAAACAAAUAUAUUUGUAUCCAACCUAUACUAAAAAUCGCAAUUUCGUUAGUUUGUCAACCUGAAUGUGUGAAAAUGUAUUUUUCAUUUUAAUUUUCCCCUUUUCGUAAUAACAGAAAAAAAAAUGGAAAAAUAAAAAACAACAAGAACAGUACUCUAUGUGUGAUUUAUAAGGAUCGUAAUGUAACUAUUAAAUUCACUGAAUCAUUGAAAAUUUUUAUUUAUCAGUAAUUUUUGUACUAAUUUCGAGGAAAAAAAACAAGAACAAACAAAAUAUAUAAACCGUUAUUAUAUUUAUACUGAA